AUGUCCGCAAGCGAGGAACCUCAUGAGGAAAAGCAAGAGACGAAACCGAAGAUCAACGUGGUGGUAGAUUUCCAAGGUCAACAGACGACGAUCAAGGUCAAGGUGAAUACACCGUUUUCUAAGAUCUUCGACGCUAUUCAUAAAAAGUUCGGCAAAGAAUCAGGUCAUUUCAAUGUUUCCCUUCGAAAUGCUCCCGACUCAUGCCCGAGCAUCCCGCUAUUAGGAACAUUAAAGUUUGUGUAUGAUGGUGUUCGCGUCAAUCCUGACGACACGCCUGCUGCGCUGGAGUUGGAAGAUGGGGACGUCGUGGAUGCGCAUUUGCAGCAGGGGCUGGGCUCCUUCCGCGUAUCUCGCAUCUGA
Messenger RNA from Punctularia strigosozonata HHB-11173 SS5, 360 nucleotides. RefSeq lists its product as uncharacterized. Gene Ontology annotation, biological process: protein sumoylation. Gene Ontology annotation, cellular component: nucleus. The transcript is spliced from 6 exons. NCBI's taxonomy places the organism in Eukaryota, Fungi, Basidiomycota, Agaricomycetes, Corticiales, Punctulariaceae. The record is from RefSeq and is a predicted model, not a curated record. Gene Ontology annotation, molecular function: ubiquitin-like protein ligase binding; protein tag activity. The coding region runs from base 1 to 360 and encodes 119 amino acids.